AUGGGGACUGUGAAAGUCUUCUGUGUCCUUUUCAUGCUGCAUCUGUGUUUCUUCGACUCUGGAAGAAGUGGGAAAAUACUUGUUUGGCCAAUGGACUUCAGUCACUGGAUUAAUUUAAAAGUUAUUCUGGACGAACUUCAGCUUCGUGGGCACGAGAUAACCGUCCUGGUAGCUUCACCAAGCCUGCUGCUUGAUCAUACCAAGAUUCCCUUUAAUGUGGAGGUCCUCCAACUUCCAGUAACCAAAGAAACUCUCAUGGAAGAGAUCAAUGGCUUUAUCUAUGAAACUUCUUCUGAACUGCCAAAACUUCCAUGGUGGUACAGGUACCUAAGGAUUGCAAAAAUCGAAAAGAGUUUUGGAAGUGCAUUGAAAAGAAUAUGUGACAGUGCUGUAACGAAUAAGGAGUUACUCGCCAAGCUAAAGGCAGCUAAGUUUGAUAUCUGCUUUGCUGACCCUUUAAGCUUUUGUGGAGAGUUGGUGGCUGAGCUUCUCAAUAUUCCAUUCAUGUAUACUUUCCGGUUUUCUAUUGGGAACUUCUAUGAGCGAUUUUGUGCUGGACUUCCCAGUCCUUCUUCAUAUGUUCCUGGCAGCACAUCAGGACUGACAGACAACAUGCCUUUUGUACAGAGGCUGAAAAAUUGGUUACUAUAUGUAAUGUAUGAUGUGAUGCAUUUUUACUACCUAUUUCCAGAAUGGGAUGAGUAUUACAGCAGUGUUUUAGGAAGACCUACCACAUUUUGUGAGAUUAUGGGAAAAGCAGAAAUGUGGUUGAUUCGAACUUACUGGGAUUUUGAAUUUCCUCGCCCUUAUUUACCUAAUUUUGAAUUUGUUGGAGGACUUCACUGCAGGCCUGCAAAGCCCCUCCCUGAGGAAUUGGAAGAGUUUGUCCAGAGCUCUGGAAAAGAUGGAGUCGUGGUAUUUACUCUGGGGUCAAUGGUCCAAAAUCUCACAGAAGAAAAGGCUAACAUGAUUGCAUCAGCCCUUGCCCUGAUUCCACAGAAGGUUCUGUGGAGAUACACAGGAAAGAAACCAGAUACAUUAGGACCCAAUACAAGGCUCUAUGAAUGGAUUCCACAGAAUGAUCUUCUUGGUAAGACCAAAGAAACUAAACAGACUGGAAUAGCAAAUGAGAUCAAACUUUGGCAUUUUCAGCCAACGUAUGCUACAUUCUUAUUUCUGAACCUUUAAAAUGCUAUCUCUCAUCAAGAAUUUUAAGAAUAUAUGACAUAAUUUCAGGUGUAUCAUGUACUUAACAAAUUCUUUAAGUUGCUAUCCAUGUAUUCAAUCUUCAGCUACAAAGAGAAUGCUAUGAGGUUAUCAAAGAUUCACCACGAUCAGCCUGUGAAGCCCCUGGACCGAGCAGUCUUCUGGACUGAAUUUGUCAUGCGCCACAAAGGAGCCAAGCACCUGCGGCCAGCUUCCCACAAUCUCACCUGGUUCCAGUACCACUCCUUAGACGUGAUUGGGUUCCUACUGGCCUGUGUGGCAACUAGUAUAUUUCUGUUCACAAAAUGUUGCCUUUUUUGCUUUAGAAAGUUUGGUAAGACAUGGAAGAAAACAAAGAGGGAGUAG
Galeopterus variegatus (Sunda flying lemur) is the source of this 1572-nucleotide messenger RNA. RefSeq names its product UDP-glucuronosyltransferase 2C1-like. Gene Ontology annotation, molecular function: UDP-glycosyltransferase activity. NCBI's taxonomy places the organism in Eukaryota, Metazoa, Chordata, Mammalia, Dermoptera, Cynocephalidae. The record is from RefSeq and is a predicted model, not a curated record. The transcript is spliced from 5 exons.